Messenger RNA from Lacerta agilis (Sand lizard), 828 nucleotides. It is a transcript of the gene PFN3, whose product is annotated as profilin 3. The record is from RefSeq and is a predicted model, not a curated record. The coding region runs from base 322 to 735 and encodes 137 amino acids. Gene Ontology annotation, biological process: regulation of actin filament polymerization; actin cytoskeleton organization; positive regulation of actin filament bundle assembly. The transcript has 2 exons. Lineage: Eukaryota; Metazoa; Chordata; Lepidosauria; Squamata; Lacertidae. Gene Ontology annotation, cellular component: cytoplasm. Gene Ontology annotation, molecular function: actin binding.
UAAACAAUUGGUUUGUGAGCUCAAACUGCCUUUGGCUGGCUAAGCAAGGGUGGUAUUUGAUUAACUUUCCUGACAUCUGAGCUUUGAGGUGUCCAGAGCCUUGAUCCUGAACUCCCAACGAGCCCAGGAUCUUGAGCUGGAACCUCAGGCUUGGGCUUGGUUUCAAGUCCUUAUCUCAAUUCCUUCCAGGCUUUCAUCUCAAUUUGCACCAUUUCAUCAGUACCCCACAGGCUGAUGUUACAGAGCUGGAAAACAAUCCAGUCCUGAGACAAAGAAAAGGCAAAACAUUUGUCAAAGAAGAAUUGUGAGAGCCAAAGCAGGAUGGGAGACUGGAAAGCCUACAUCAAUACAGUCCUGAAGGACAAAAACAUUGAAGAUGUAGCGAUCGUGGGACAUUCUGACAACAAAUCUGUCUGGGCUUCGAAGCCAGGAGGCCUGCUGGCUGCCAUCUCUCCCCAGGAAGUAGGAAUAAUUACUGGGCAGGACAGAAAGGCAUUCCUGCAGACUGGGAUCACCAUAGCAGGGAAGAAGUGCAGCGUAAUCCGAGACAACUUGCUAGUAGAGAAAGAUGCUGUGAUGGACACGAGAACCAAAGGUGGCGACAGCAGAUCCAUCUGUAUUGGGAAGGGUGCCAAAGCGCUCAUCUUUCUCAUGGGCAAGAAGGGAGUCCAUGGAGGGGCUCUGAAUAAGAAGGUGCAUGACUUGAUAGCGAACAUGAAAGCAAAAGGCAGCUAGAGCCAAGGAUUUGUCUGGGUCACCUUCCUCCUGACUGAUGAAACGUGGGGAAACUAUUGCUGCUUUGAAAUAAAAGGCAUUUAGCAAACUCCA